Kazachstania africana CBS 2517 is the source of this 1419-nucleotide messenger RNA. RefSeq names its product Nba1p (gene NBA1). Lineage: Eukaryota; Fungi; Ascomycota; Saccharomycetes; Saccharomycetales; Saccharomycetaceae. The transcript has a single exon. The record is from RefSeq and is a predicted model, not a curated record. Bases 1 to 1419 code for a protein of 472 amino acids.
AUGUCUGUGAAUACUCAAAGAUUGUCAGCAAUGAUAGACUCAUUGAACAGUGGCAGCAGUGAAGACGACUUACUAAGCGUACGUCAAACUGUGUCACCCGCUAAAACGUCUCAACCUCUGAAAUCCCCUACUGUUGACGAGUCCCCAACGUCUUUUAAUAACAGAUCAAGCAUGAUUUCUACGUAUUCUGGUGUCGUUCAAGAAGGUAUAGAAGUAUCGUACGUGGUGAAAAAAGCUAUUGUUAGUAGUCCCUUGAAAAAUGAGGCCCAGUUAAAACCCAAAUUACCAGAUUUGCCAUCCGAAGAAACCCUCAGGAAAACUAGUCUUGCAAAUAGAAGUAUAAGUCACUCUAAUAGCACCGGCAAUCUAAUCGUCAAUAAUUUGCCUGACGGGAAGCCAGUUGAAAGAUCAAGCUCAACGAGACAUGGCACAUUAAGACUGCUAACUAGUCCCAAACGUAAGGCAAAAUAUGAUUCGAUUAGCUCCGGUAACAUGGCGAGCGAAAGCGGUUCUUCAUACUACCAGGUGACAAGAGACGAAGAUCCCGCAGAUAAUCGUGUGAGUGCAAUUCAAUUCAAAUAUAACGCAACGGAAUCCAUCCAUAAUUUAGGUGAAGUCAAUGAAUCAGCUGAAAAUGAGUCCAUUGUUUCUAGUAUUGUCCCUUCAUUAACAAUCAAGGAUCAUAGAGAUGAAACUGAAAUUACGCCAUUACGUACAGAACUCAAUUCAUUCAAUCCUACUGUUCCCCCAAGAAAUAAAAAUAGACCUGCCUCAAGAAUCUUUUCUCAAGGUAGUUUGUCUGAUGAGGAAGAGAAAGAUACACCAGAAUUAAUACUUGUCGGGUCCGACGAUGAUGAUCAUAAGGAACACAAUAUCGUGGAGGAUUUGAAAAUGUAUGGAAAUGCAAAGAUAAGGAAUCCUUCAAUAAUUUCAGAAGCAAGCAAUACGAAGUCAGAAGCUUAUUAUUCUGCGGCAAGUAAUUUCUUAGCGGGAGAUGAUAGCAGCUACAUAAGUAGACCAUUACCUGGUUUACCAAAUCGUGAAGAUACAUUAAGGAGAAGUGAAUUUAAAAGCCAGGACAACACAACAGAAUAUGAAGACAUAGGAAGUAUAGACACAAAGGGGAAGCAGGAAGAGAAACCAACCAAAGGCAAGAAGAGGAAUAAUAAUUCGAAAAACACUCGGAUUUCAGACAAUUUUGACAUUGACACAUUGAAUCAACUACUGACGUUGACGCGAGGGACAUUGGUGGGUUCUGAAUUCGCAAACUUAGGUAUGAAAUUGGAAGAGAAGAGACUUCUGGAAAGGCUAGUCGAUUCCCUAUCAAGAUUGACGGCAGACAUGAUUUUAGACCCCGAACGGUAUGAAGAGGGCCUCAGAAGGUUAGAAAAGGCCGCCAAGGCCCUAGAUGGGUUUUAA